Molecule: messenger RNA, 7429 nt
Organism: Gryllus bimaculatus (two-spotted cricket)
Lineage: Eukaryota; Metazoa; Arthropoda; Insecta; Orthoptera; Gryllidae
Source: the annotation of a GenBank genome assembly
AUGCGUGGGAGUUGCAUUUUGACUAAAACUAUUUUGUUGGUCUUUGCAGAAACUCUUCUUCAGAUGGACAGGCAGCAACUGCAGAAGUUCAUUCAGUAUCUCAUAUCUGAACACCACACGGAAGUGUUGCCCACAGCGCAGAAGCUAGCAGACGAAAUCCUCCUUCAACGCUCGGAAAUAAACCAAAUACCAGGUGCUCCUGAUCCUACCGCUGGAGCUAGUGCAGAUGAUGACCACAGUUGGCACUUGGAUGAAGAGCAAGUAUGCGAACAAGUUAAAUCUUAUCUGUCCCAAGGAAGCUACUACAAUGCAAACAAGCAGCUCAAUUCACUAUUUGCCAAAGUGAGAGAAAUGUUGAGGGCUCGAGAUUCAAACGGAGCCCGAAUGUUGACUCUUAUCACUGAACAGUUCCUUUCCGAUCCAAGGCUAAUUCUGUGGAAGACACAGGGCACGCCAAUGACGGAUAAAUGUAGGCAGCUUUGGGAUCAGUUAGGAGCUCUCUGGGUUUGCAUUGUACUGAAUCCCCACUGCAGUUUGCAAGAAAAGCAGCAUUGGAAGGUACUUUUGGAAAAAUGGACAGUAGUAGAUGUUUGUCCUCAAGAAGAUCCAGACUUCCGCCCUCAACAAAUGCCGCGACAAGAUGGGCCAAUGAAUAGGAAUUUGGUGCAUAAUGCAAUGGACUCAUCAGACAGUAGCUCGGAUGAAGAUGGAGGAGGUGGUCCUCAUCGACCUCUUGAAAAUAGCCGCCGCUCCCGACAUGGUACACAGAGGCCUCAUAACCCCAGAGCUUCAACAUCAGCCAUUCCUAGAACAGUAUUUCAUCGAGCUCUGGAUGCUGUUGGCAUGUCUUGGGACAAUUUACACCUAAAAAAUAUUCUAUCCAGUGAUACUUACUGCAGUCAUGUUCCUGACAGUUCUAUGUUAUGUGGAAGCUUCAAUUCUCAAGGACAACCCUUGUGGCAUGAGCCCUUACCAACAUGUGCAGCUCGAGUUGAUGCAUUACGAUCCCAUGGCCACAGGUUGGCUGCAUUGAGAUUGGCAGUUGCUGUUGUACGUACUAUGAAGCAGCAGCAAUUGAUUGCACAAAGGCGGUGGCAUGAAAGCCAGCAACAGCAACAACACCUAAGAGGCAGUAGCAGUGGCCAUAGUAGCCACGCUGUUGCUGGCAGUCUUGCUACGCCAUGCACUUCUCGUUGCACUGGCAUUCCUCCUCCUUUACCUCCUUUACCCCCAGCUACCAACAGCUGGGGAGAGGGUUGGGUAGGUCAUCCUCUUGACCCUAUUGGAUGCCUCUUUGACACUUUGGCUGAGGCAUCCUUGGUUCCUGAUGAUCAAACGCCUCGGGCUCCUUCAUAUUUCGAUCCUGUCGGAGUUGAAGAUACAGGUCCUACUUUGCCACCUUGUUAUCAUCACAUGCCAGUGGUUGCAUCUAGAGAUCGGUCAGAAACAUAUCUUACCUUGGCUGUUGAAGUAGCUCUCAUAGGUCUUGGGCAGCAAAGAAUAAUGCCUGCUGGUCUUUAUGCACAGGAAAAAUCAUGUAAGCAAGAAGAUCGUUUAAUUGCCAAGUUGCAGGAAAUAGAAUUGGACAAUAGUCUGGUGGCAGUUUUGAGACGACAAGCAAUUGUGUUAUUAGAAGGAGGACCAUCAAGUGGAUUGGGAAUUGGGAUACAUCCUGAAAGUGUUCCCAUGCAUACAUUUGCUAGAUUCUUGUUUUUAUCUCUCCUCAACUAUUAUCCAGACUUAGCUUAUGAAGUUGGUUUGAGGGCAAUGAGACUGCCUAUUCUGGAAGAACAUGAAGAUUCUGAUGAUCCUGUGAAUGGAAAUGUUUCUUCCCUUGUUUUAAGUCGUUAUCCAAGAUGGUUUACUUUGGGGCAUAUUGAAACACAACAAUGUGCUUUGGCCUCUACUAUGCUUAGUGCUGCUAAAGGUGAAGUAUUACGACUACGGACUGUACUUGAAUCAGCACAACGGCAUAUCCACAGUUCCUCUCACCUCUUCAAGCUGGCUCAGGAUGCCUUUCGAUUUGCCACACCAGAAAAUGGACCUCGACAUCCUACAUUACUUAGUGUAGCCUUUGAAUUGGGAUUACAGGUUAUGAGGAUGACUCUUUCCUCUCUAAACUGGCGAAGAAGAGAAAUGGUUCGUUGGUUGGUAACCUGUGCAACAGAAGUUGGUGUGGAAGCGUUAGUGUCAAUCAUGCAAAACUGGUAUCAACUUUUUACCCCUACUGAGGCCACAGGUCCUGUUGCAACUACCAUUAUGUCUCAUAGCACAAUUAUGAGACUUAACCUGACGUUUGCUCAACAGGAUGAAUUGUCUAGCUGUGCUAGGAACUUAGCCCUUCAAUGUGCCACCAAAGAUCCUCCCAAUUGUGCCUUGAAUGCUUUGACCCUUUGUGAAAAUGAAGCCCUCGCCUUUGAAACAGCCUAUCAAAUUGUUAUUGAUGCUGCAUCUCAUAUCAUGACCUCAUCUCAACUCUUUACAAUUGCUCGGUACAUGGAACACAGAGGAUAUCCAGUUCGUGCAUACAAAUUAGCCAUGCUUGCCAUGAAAAAUGUGCAUCUUGCCUACAAUCAGGACACCCAUCCUGCAAUAAAUGACAUUCACUGGGCAUGUGCUCUAAGUCAUUCUCUUGGUAAAUCUGAACUGACCAGCAUGAUACCUCUGCUAGUGAAAAAUGUACAGUGUGCUACAGUCCUCUCUGAUAUCUUACGACGCUGUUCCAUGACUGCUCCUGGUGUUUCAUGUCCACAUCCUCCAACAGCAGAUGGAAGCAAACAUCACCAUCACCACCAUCACCACCAUAGAAGUAGCACUCGUUGUGGUGGGGGCAUGAAGCCUCUGUCUUAUGACAGACCUCCACUGAGGCAGCUUUUAGAAGCAGCUGUAGCUGCCUAUGUAAAUACUACCCAUUCGCGUCUCACACACAUAUCCCCUCGACACUAUGGAGACUUCAUAGAUUUCUUAGGCAAAGCAAGAGACACAUUUAUUCUUGCCCAUGAUGGGCAUGCGCAAUUCACGCAGCUUGUAGAAAAUAUGAAAGUUGCAUACAAAGGCAAAAAGAAACUAAUGUUCCUUGUUAAAGAAAGAUUUGGCUGAUAAUUUUGUGCAGAGGCUGAAACUUCUAUAUUAGUAGUUUGGCUGUUGUGAUGACUCUAUCCCAUGUGACUGCUGUCAGAAAACACUUCCUGCUUGCCAGAUUGAUGUGAACCACAGAGAUUAUGACUGUUACACUUAUGAAUAAUUGUAGAGACUAAAAGUUGGCAGAAGUAUAGUAUUUUUCAUUGAAUGUGAUGUUGCGCUUUCAUGGCAGUAUUUCAAUGACAAAGAAUGAAAAUGUAUAGUAUGCCUGCCUUCAAGAAAAAACUUUCUGGAACAUUCAUCAUUGAAACUGUACAUAUGUCAGUGCUUUAUUAUUAAUAUUAGAGAUUGCCAAAGCAAAAGUUUAUAAUGAUGUUCCUAGUGUCACAUCACUGAAAAUCUAUAGUUCUGCUUAGUACUAGGGUCUCUGAACUGUAUGUAUUUUGUGAAUUAUGUAUAAAAACAAGUUGUAAUGAAUGUGGAUGUGUAAGUAUGUAUAAUCUCUACAGAUCUCAUUUUGUUCUAGAAAAGAGAACAGUAAAUAUGUCGAAUCAGUAAUGGACUUCCAAAUGUUAAAAGUGCAUAAGAAGAAGUAAUUGGUUGGACAGUGAUAGUUUUUGUACAUAUAGUAUUCUUGUGUUCUGUGUUUUCCUAUGUGAUAAUUGUGUUUUCAACCAAAGAUUGUUGUUUAUAUAAAGAAGUGAAACAAAGACAAUUUUUAUAUGACAACAAAUUUAUACCAAACCAUGCUGUGCUUACAAGGACUGAGGCUCCCACUAGAAACCAGCCUCCAGGCAGUUACUAAGGCAGUCCAAUGCUUCCUAUUUAUGUAUAAUUAUCUCUAUAGCAACGAGUACAAAAUAUAGUAUGCAGUUCAUAAAAGUUUAAGUAAUCUUAUAAAUAUAUGCAGCAUAACUUUGUAAAUUGCAAAUCAAGAUUCCACAAACUACCUCUGUCGGUCAGAAAGCCUAUUGAUUUCCUAGCCUCACUAUCUCUGGAACCGACUUUAAUUUGAGUAAUGUGUAAAAUUAUUGAUGUAUUUUAAUUUUGCACUGUGUAUAUUUUUCAACAAAAGAAUGAUUUGUGCUAGACAUAAAAGAUGAGAAAUGAUCAAUAAGAGUAUUUCCUCAAUUUGUUCUAACUUUUCUCACUUUUAUUCCAGAAAUUUUGACAUUUAAUUCUGAUUUUUUUAUGGUAGCAAAGAUGACUUUCCAAAGAAAGAAAGAAAGAAAGAAAGAAAUAAGACUUAAUACUGAUACAUGAAAGUCACUAAAUCUAUUUGAAAAUGAACUAUCAAACAUGUGGUCUUUAGGCCAUCCAUGUAAUGCAUUUAAUUUAAAGCUGGUGGACAGAUUCAUUCACCAGUUGUCUUCAUUAUAUUGGUGAACCAACCUAGUGUUGAGUUCCCUUGCAUGCUAGGAUGUAACUUAAUAUUUUGAGUAAAUUUAAAUUAUUAAUGUAGUGUCAUGCUAAUGGCAUGCAUCUUACAGUCAUAAUUACAGUUGUUUUUUGUUUUUCUCCUUUUGUUGUCCAAAUUAUGAAAGUGCUACAUUCCUGGAAUAUGGAAGAGUAAGUGUAAAGUACAACACUGGUAUUCCAAUUUUUUGUUACUGCUUUUUAGUUAAUACCAAUUAAUUCACUGAGAGGAAAAAUAAUCUUAAUAAAAUUUGUUAUAUUUUCUGUUAACAACUUAUCAUAGAAACAUUCUUUUAAGAGUUCAUCCAUGAUGUGAGCAUGUAUUCAUUGAUUUUUUGUUUCCUUUAGAUCAUGCAUGUGCCAUGCCUCACAGCAGUUAAAUAAUGAGAGAAGAAACUAUCAGAUUUCUCUGAUCAGAAAUGGUUUUAUUUUCAUUUUAAUUAAUUGAAAGUCUUGAGACAAUAACGUUACAUGACAAUGAGGAAUAGUAGAGGGAUGAGCAAUAUUUUACUGAAUCCAGAAUCAAUGAAAUUGAAUUAUUUUUCAAAAAUGAAAAAUAAAUUGCUAUAAAAAUACCAUUUUUGAAAUAAAUUGGAAAUUAUAAAGUCUGAAGAUGAAUUUUAGAUAUUAAAUAAUGACUUUGGAAAAUGUUGCAUUAUUUUCCAAGUCUUUCAAUUUCCUUUUGAGAUGAAAUCUUUACCGAAUGCAUUCUUAGAUACUGCAUUGCAAAGAAAAUACCGUUUGGCUCUUCUCGCCUGUUUUCUAGACUUCCUUCCCUUCAUUUGACAAUAAAUUUGUAACAUUCCUUAGAUUAUUUAACUGCUGUAAAAAAUGUAAGUAAUGUGAUACAUUGUAAAUUGUGAGCAUUAUUAUGUGUUAUUUAGAUUUCAAUUUAUUUUUUGUACAAAGCAAUAGUAUGAAACAUGAUUCAUAGGUACUAUACAAUGUAGUUCCAAUUUAUACAAGUGUAAGUUUGUAUUCUGAGUUAGUGGAGCAACCUAUGCUUUAAAACUUGAAUUGUCUGCAGUUUGUACAUCACAAGACCAAACAAUUUAAUAUUCCACUGAAUAACUGAUAACCAGAUGAUUAUAUGUUAAAAUUUGAAGUGCAAUUUGAAAUUUGUGACUGCAACGUACUUCAGUUGUGUGAGUAAUUUGAACAUGUAUAAUAUUUACAAGAUAUAUUUCUAUGUGUUUACAUGUGUGUGCAUUUGUUAGAUACGCAUGUAUGCUGAAUAACCAUGGAAUUAUCUGAUAAAUGUCAGACUCCAUGAACUUUUCAGAAUAGAAAUGUUUCAUGUGAAACGGAUUCAUGUGUACAAUCAUAAAGAAAUAAUAAAUUGUACAGUACUUGAUUAAUUACUUAUUCAAUUGUCCAUUAAGAAACUAUAAAAUUGUGUUAUUUUUAUUUAUAGAACUUCUACUUGCUAACUUCUACUCAGAUAAAAUACAAUUUUGGGUAUUUGUAGAAAUAAUAGGUUAGAUGAAAGUUCAUUUGACACUAAGUAAACUUUUCUGCAAGUUUUCUGAAAAACAAAGAUAACUUGCAGGUAUAAUGGACAAUCAGUUGAAGAAUUUCGUUUUAUUAUCUUACAAAGACCGCCAAGUCUCUUUAUGCAUCCAAGUGUUAAAAUUUUGACCAAAAAUAUUACCUGAAUUAAUAGCAAUAAAUAUGGUUUUCAGGAUAUUCUGAAUCGCAUAUUUUUGGUUUUCUUCCAUCCAUGAAUCAGUAUUACAUCUUGUAGAUUGUUAUUAUGAUAAAAAAUAAAGUUUCUAAAACUGAAAUAUAAAGUUAUAAUGUAAUUGAUUAUUGAAAUUCAGAGGAAUUUUAACAUCUUCCAAAGUAUGUUCCUGCUGAUUACUUAAAGUAUUCUAUUACUGACAUACACUCUCUCAUAAAUAAGAAAUUUUAUAUAUUCCCUGCGAUGUAUGAAACAUCAUGGACAUUAUCAUAUGGUUAGUAAUUGUUAAACAUAAUUUUCGUUAAUAUCUUCACCAACAAACUUGUAUGCUUUAAUAAACUAAAAAAUUCCUACAUUGUGUUGUAGAAUAUUUACGUAGUUCAGUAAAACUGCCUUCAAGUAUAGGAGUAAAGAAUCAGUAGAAGUUUAUUGGCUGAAUGAGUGAUGUUCUUAUGUGUGCUUUUGCCAUAAACAGUUGCUUCUGUAUAUAUGUACUAUACCACAUUAAUUUUAGGUAACAUUUAUACCCCUGUUCCAGUAAAUUGCAAGUGAUUAAUGAUUUGUCAUAACUGUAAUGUUUAUAUAAGGAAUUUUGUAUAUACAUUAUUUCUUUUAAAACUGGUGUGGCUGUUGUUUGGUUGUAUGUGCUGUUUGGAACAGUAAUUGUCAAAUACAUUUCCCUUAAAUGAAAGAAAAAAGUUUUGGAUUUUUUUAAAAUGGAAAUUAUAUAUAAUCUGUAUCCCCCAAAUGAUUUACUUAAGAAGCAAUGAAGCAUUCCAAACAAAAAUUAUUCAUGUGUUACUAGGGCAAACUUUUUGCAAUUACUAAGGAAUGCAAUGUCAUGAGAGAAUGAAAGGCAUCAAAAUGUGGGUUAUACUAUGGAAAGAGGUAUAUUGAUAAUAAAACACAUAAUAUAGCUUCCUUCAAAUUACCAUGGCUACAGCAAGUGACACAAUUUUCCAAUUACACGGGAGAGUCUUCCUUGUUUAACAAGACAAAAAAAUUGUGCCAAGCCAUUCAUAUUCAGAAAUAUCAAUAAAUACUUUUGCUGCAGCGUAUGAUGAUAACAUAUACACAAUGGCCAUUAAUUUUCAAAUUGCAAUUCUUAUCUUGUAUUUAUUUACAAUUUUGUAUAGUCAGAAUUGUAGUGACUUCUCCCCUGUUGUAGUUUAUUUGCACAAGUAUGUGAUUUGUUGUGAUAAUAUAUACAUUUACAUAGAUGUUACAUGUUUUUAUGAAGCAAUAAUUUUU